UAAAAGAACUUUUGUCGUAAGUGUUUUAGCCUGGAAGACAGGAGGAUACACAAAGUAUUGCUGUUGGAGAAAUAAACCUUCAUAUAAACAAAUCAAAAGCGAUGAGCAAGAGGCGGAUACAAUAAGUAGGAAUGAUUUGUUUCUUGGACACAACAAUGAUAAUCGAAAAUCGAAGAAUGAAAAUCGGAAAAGAAAACCAAAAAGCGGAGAACAAAUAGCAAUACCAACUAAAAGUGAUGGUAAAGUGGUAAGAUUGAAAGGAAGUAAAAUAGUUUUCCCUCCUGACGUCAACACCCAUUCAGAGGUUUCGAAUAAAGCAAAGAAGAUUAGUGAAAAAUGCAGAAGAAUUUGAUAGAAAACGAUAAUAUAUCUCCAAUUAUUCAACCUCUGGAUGUUAUGGCUCGAAAAUCCAUUCGUAAUCGUAGCACAUCACAGGAGCAGAAACUAUCAAAGACGCCAAAUCUGGAAAAAACUAGUAUGCUCAGUAAAGUAGCUUAUUUUGAAAAGCUACCAGCUCAGAAGGCAUUUCCACAACGCAGGAAUUAUAAGUUAAAAAAUACAAUAUCUGAAAAUAGAGAAUAUAAUGACGAUAAUCACUUAUCUUCUCGACAAUAUUCUGAUUAUCAGCGGAAAAAUAAGGACAAUAGAAUUCAGUCUUCCAAAUCUACCAAAGUUAACCUAAAGCAAAAUCCUUCGGUGAUUCGCAAGUCUCGUCGACCUCAUAAGUUAAUUCAAAAAACCUCUGAUCGCCUCAGGGCACCUACAACCGAUCAUCAAUCCAUACACCAUUAUCGUACUGUUUACAACAAACCACCAUUGUCAAAUUCCUAUGUGAAAUAUCAACCUCAGAGUUGGGUGUCACCACGAACACGUAUUCUGUAUGAGAAUGAGAACAUAGUACCUUCUUCCCAGUCACAGAAACAACCAGCAAAAGCAUCAAAUAUUAGGCCUGGACAAAACCUACGUGUUAAAGCUUUCGUUAAAUCUUCACCUACGUCGAUUGAAAGUGAUCUUCUAGAGACUCCAGUUCAUGUCCAGUCUCAGAAGAAAUAUUUAUCAGAAUGGGACAAACAAAAUAAAUUACACAAAAAACGGCCAUCUCAACAAUAUCGGAAUUCCAACAGUGUAAAAGAUUUAACACAACAAAAGAAUCUAGAAAAUCUAUCUAUUUAUAACACUGAAAAACAAACCACACACAACCAUGUUCCUAGUACACAUCACUAUGAUUAUCCUAAACAACAGUUCUCUACUCUUCAGAAGAUUCAAACAACGGGACAACCAGACAAUUCGAGAGAAGACCAUACGCUGCCAGUUGUAAGACGUAAAUACCACACUACUCAUUGGUCUAAAUCUGCUAGAUCACAUCAUGACUAGGAAAACCAUAAAACUUCUCUACUAGCUCAAGAUGUACGUGCAUAUCCAUCUGUUUUUAGACAGACUGAAAUGUAUCCAAGAUUGAAUUUUACAGAAGCACAGCAAAUUCUGCCAGGUAGAACUAGAUUCUCUACAUUUCAGGCCGUUUAUGACAAAGAGGUGAGGUAUUCACAAGAUGAAAGCCUUCGACGUAACCAGUCAAUGCAUAUAGGAGACCAGCAGAAACCCUUAGGGCAACUAAUACUUCCAGCAUCUUCACUGGGUCAAAAAGAUCUCUAUACAGAGUCAAUCCAAAAUGUUUCCCCACAUGAAGAGUUUAUUCAAAAUCGUUAUCGAUAUGCAGAGUCAUUCCCAAAUCAUUAUUCGUAUCCAGAGUCGUUCCAAAGUUAUUACCCAAACGCAGAGACAUUCCAAAGUUACUAUACAUAUCCAGAGUUAUUCCAAAAUUAUUAUCCUUAUUCAAAUUCAAUCCAAAAUCACUUUAACAAAUUUCUCAUUCCAGUACAUCAGACUAUUCCCUCAGAUAAACAGGGUUACCUACCUGAAAAUGAAUUGUUCUUACCACACUAUUGUAAUGACCAGAGUCCUCAUAUACCUUAUGUUCCCGGAAAUUCUACUCUUUCAGUCUACCCUUAUUCGGAUUUUCGCCAACAACAACACCCACUUCAUGACUCAAGUAAGACAUUUCAACAACUUUACACAGUUAAUGACGAUGGCUUAAGAUAUAUACAUCCAUCUAAUACUGAAAGUAACAGAGAUUUGCUUUUAAUCGAAGAUCACCAAGGCCGCCCAUCCAUAUCUACCAUGAAAUCCUUAUCAUAUACUGUGGAAAAAGCAGCCAUAAAUGAUAUACAUCGUCAUCAACCGUUUAUUGAAGAGAAUCGAAACAGGACAAUGUCAGCCUUUAUUAAGUUUACUUUCUAAGCCCAUACACCAUGUUGGACAGUCAGAUCCAUUAAGUCUACCACCAACUCCUCCUCAGCGACAAAUAACACCUCAGUGCUCUACUCAACGUCUAAUAACAAAGUCACUACCUGUUCCUCCUCCAUUACCAGUAGAAACACAACGUUACCAUUUCCACAGUCAGCUACUCAACCACGAUGUAUAUGUCCUACACCAGGCUCCCUUCACACUCGUCGUUCAAAUUCUUCAGUAUUUCAGAAAUCGUCUAAAUCUUUCGGCGAAAUGCAACAUCAUAAAAACCAAAUUCGAGCUUCUCGACUUAAUUAUAAUAAAGGUCCACAAGUUGAUCUAAGAGAGUUACUGAGCGUUAAGCUGAAGAAAGUGCCAGAUGAAUGUAGAGGUAAUUUGAAGUACGAGAAAAAAACAACGAACUAAUUCAGUAACAGAAUUAUGUAGAUUGUCAGCUAACAUAUAAUUAUAUAGAUUGUCAGCUAACACAACCCAUCUGAAUCGCAACUUUUUCACCUGUAGAGCAACUUAAGUCCUGGUUACCAACUUAUGAUAAAUGAGACUCAAAAUUAAAAGAAUAUCAGCUAAUUUUCAAGACCCAUCAGAGGAGAAUAGACAAGUUCAGAUUUCGGUUUCAUCCCGUAUGAAUACCUGGCUAGAGUAAUGUGUGGUUAACAAAACUCGAUUUUUGUUGUUGUUUUUUUUUCUUUUCAUAAAAGUUUUAACAUAAUCGUCACAAUUCACUUACAAAAAUUUCGAACUAUUAAUUAGACAUAAGUUUAAAACUGUAAAUAAGUCAUUGAUGAAAAGUGGA
This is a messenger RNA of Limulus polyphemus (Atlantic horseshoe crab), 3100 nucleotides long. RefSeq lists its product as uncharacterized. Lineage: Eukaryota; Metazoa; Arthropoda; Merostomata; Xiphosura; Limulidae. The transcript is spliced from 2 exons. The record is from RefSeq and is a predicted model, not a curated record. The coding region runs from base 337 to 1374 and encodes 345 amino acids.